UGUUCACUGAAACUUUGUGGAGCCUCACAGCACACAGCCGACCUGCCACAGCGGUGCAUGCUGGGUGAUAUUGAGGCAGGGUAGCAGCAGCAGCAGCCGGCUGACUCAACCUUCAGUUUCUGCCCCAGUUUCAGCCGUCCUGCGCUGUUCUGCCGGCUCCACCUGACCACACAUGGACAGCACCGUCUUUACCUGAGUCAUGGACACCAGCGGACAACAUCUCACGGUGUAGUCAGGAGGAUUUGUUGAUUGCCAGAGAACCAUGGAGCCAGAUGUCAUCCGCAUGUACUCCUCCUCUCCGCCCCCGAUGGAGGAGGGCACCGAGGACGAGGACAACGAGUUUGGAGACUUUGGCACCUUCUCUGGCGUCCCGAACAGCAUCAGCUUCACAGAGUUCGACACCCCGACCACUUUCAACCAGACCCAAGCUCUGACCGCCACCUCCCCGCCUGAGAUCCUCAACAACAGAGGGGUGGUGGGAUUCAGCCACAGCUCGUCCAACGGCACCCACAACCCCAACAACGAGCUGUCCAAGGCUAAUGGCGUGGUGCCAGCGGGCCACCUGGGCAGCGCUCCCUCAGAAAGAACUGAGAUGAAAAAGGUCCUCGCCGGCUCUCUGGAGCUCUCGGUGAGCGACACAGCCGGCAGUGAGCCCGCUGAUUGCAACGGCGGAGGCACCGAGGUGCUAACGAACGGGUUUGCAACCUUUGACGUUCAGGGAAGCCCUUCCUCGCAGAAUUCUGUCCACUCUCAUUUAAAAGGAACGUCCACUGAGGACACGGGCAGCCUCCCUGUCGGGAGCCCGGAGGACGAUUUUGCAGACUUUGCUGCUUUUUCCAAUGCUGAAGGACACCUCAGCCAGACGGCAAAUGAGGACUUGGAAAACCCCACAGGGGGCAGCUGGCUGCCGGAGCACUGUAAUAUAGCGCAGGAAGCGACUUCAGAGGACAAUGUCAGGGACACAAACAGAACUGAACCCGACACGUCCGGCUCUGAUUCCAUAUCUGUUCCUGCUGAGGCCCCGGACGGCUCGUGCAACACGGACCGGGGCGCUCACACAGACGCUGACUCUCCACAAAGGGACGUAGCCUUUGCACAGCAGCACUUGGCCUCAGAGGCAGUUUGCACUAACAAACCCGUCACUCUGAACGGGGUGGAUGUAGCCGACAGGGACGAGUCCAAAGACGCGGCGGGCUGCAGUGAAAACGACCUCUCACCUGAUGCAGCUGGAGAUGGUGAGAUGGGACAGAUGGAUGGGAAGGGCUCCGGGAACGACACCGAGACCGAAACAGAGACGGAGACGUCAUUCGGUCGACCGCUGUCAACAGACGCUCUGGAGGAAUACGGCGACAUGAGCACCACGGGCUCCGUGCCGUCUCCGCCCCUCCAAGGGGAGACGGCUACACCCGCCGACCACAGCCAGCUGGCAGAGGACGACGAGGACGAGGACUUUGGGGAUUUUGGAGACGCCGGCUCGUUCAGCGGUCAGGGCUUUGCCGACUUUGAUCAUCUGGAUGUCCAGCAGGAGCAGAGCAGGUCGCACAGCUCGGCCCCGGCACAGGAAGCUACAAACUCCAAGGACGACGACGACUUCGGCGACUUUAACUCCCCCAAAUUCCACACAGGUGGAAACGACGGGGAGGGUGGAGGCAAGUUUGCAGAAUUCCCCGUCAGUGACAGUUUUGGGAAUUUCAGCUCGGCUGCUGAAGGCGCAGACGGAGAGGCGGACGCAGGGUGGAGCGCCUUCGGGGAGCAGCAGCAGCAGGUGGAGGGGGAGUCCUGGGCGGCGUUCAGCACAGAGCAAAGUGUCGCUCCUCCUGCAGAGAGCAGGGAGGAGCAGCAGCAGGAGGUGGAGGAGGAGGAGGAGGAGGAGGAGGAGGAGUGGCAUGAAAGUGAACCAGCUGCUGCCAGCGAGGAGGCCAGCAGGACAGACAGACAGUCGGCGUCUCUGUCGAGCCGUCUGGAGAAGGUGUUUCAGAGCAGCUUCCCGCAGACUGCCGUCCCGUCGGUGGAGGACGAGGUGACGUCCCUGAAGGUCCUGCUGGGGCCUCCGGAGGACAAACUGCAGCCAGGAGCCGAGGACGACGGCAGGUCACCAUGCAGCAGGUCGGUGCGUGGCGCCGUGUGGACGCAGCUUCAGGACAUCCACGAGGCGCUGGGCCUCAGAUACCAGUGGGGGGGCUCCCACUGCAACAAAGCACUGCUCUGCUGCCUCGGCAUCGACACCAGGAACAUCCUGUUCACAGGACAGAAGAAGCAGCCGGUCAUCGUGCCCAUGUACGCCGCCAGCCUGGGGAUGCUGGAACCAACCAAAGAGCCCGUGAAGCCCGUUUCUGCAGCAGAGAUGAUCGCUUCCAUAGCCCAGGCGCCUCCAGUGGCUCCAGAGAAAAGCUCCUGCCCCUCAGACUCGGUCCAGCAGGAGGCGCUCCCACCCGUCCAGUUCGACUGGAGCAGCAGUGGCCUUACCAACCCUCUGGACGCGAGCGGAGGCUCGUCUCUCUUAAACCUGGACUUCUUUGGUCCUGUGGAGGAUUCAGGCUCCACCAGCUCGCCCUCCAUCCCAGGCGUCGACCCCGAGCUCUACGAGCUGACGACGGCCAAGCUGGACCCGGGCAGCUCCGGCAGCCGGGUGGCGGACGCCUUCGCACGCCUGAUGUCCACCAUGGAGAAGACGAGCACCUCAACCAGGAAGCCGAGGAAGGAGGAGAAUCUGAGCGAGGAGGCGGCCAAAGUGAUCGCCGGUCUGCCCGAUCUCUCCUUCAUGCAGGCCAAAGUGCUGAUGUUCCCCGCCACGCUGACGCCGCUCGGCUCGCAGGCCACGCCAGACUGAAACCCCGCCCCUUUACACUGACAUCACCCCCGACCCCGCCCACUGACUCGGUCCAUUUUUAUAAAGUCGUUGUCUUCUUCUUCUUCUGUUCUGUUCCGUUCUCUCUCUCUGGCUGCGGCUCACUUCCUCACUCGGUUUAU
This is a messenger RNA of Acanthopagrus latus (yellowfin seabream), 2970 nucleotides long. RefSeq names its product aftiphilin a (gene aftpha). The record is from RefSeq and is a predicted model, not a curated record. NCBI's taxonomy places the organism in Eukaryota, Metazoa, Chordata, Actinopteri, Spariformes, Sparidae. Gene Ontology annotation, biological process: intracellular transport. The transcript has 10 exons. Gene Ontology annotation, cellular component: AP-1 adaptor complex; trans-Golgi network membrane. Bases 263 to 2830 code for a protein of 855 amino acids. Gene Ontology annotation, molecular function: clathrin binding.